UAAGUCGCCACUCGGUUUCCAUUAACGUCGCGACGCCGUCGACGGGUUAAGGGCCAAUAUUAAGGGUCGAAACGUUCCCAAGUUUUCCUAGAUAAAGUAUAUAUAUAUACGCGGGCGCGCCAAUCACUUUAAACCAAUUGACUCUCUAACCUUCGCCGGAGUCGUUUAAACCGCGCUGAUCGUUUCAAUUAAAAACGGCCGGGAAGCUCGAAGACGGCGCAAGUAUUUCUCUGCGAUUAAUUUCGUGUGCCGUUUGACGACAAAACGCGAUGUCUGUUUCGCUCGUAGUUGAAUUUCGCGAUCGUAAUAAGUGAAUAACGCGCGUCGCUCGGACCUGAAGGUGAACGAAAAUGGCUCGAAACGGAGUCUUGUUGGUUUUCAUAGGUGCUUUGUUUGCAAGAGUCGAUUGUCUGAAAAUUACGAACCUUUACGUGCCAAGGAAUGCGGCUCACGACGCACACCUGGACUGUCAUUAUGAUCUUGAAGGGGACACGCUCUACGACGUCAAAUGGUACAAAGACGACAAGCAGUUCUUCAGAUGUAUUGCUGACGGAACUGUCCAAGAAUUUUUUGUCGACGGGGUAUCCAUCUACUAUUCGAAUUACGUUGCCAAGGGUACCUGCCCCGUAACUUUGACGGGUUUGACGGCUUCCUCCACGGGGGAGUACAAGUGCGAGGUGACGUCGGACGCACCGAUGUUCAAGUCUGACUCUGCGUUCAAGAUUUUGAAAGUUUCGGUGCGUGGGUCUACGGCGAAAAAAACUGAAAUGGACAACGAAAUCGAGAGAAACAGCAGUAUAGAAAAAUACAUGGAUUUUCGCAACGGGGCCGGCGCGCCGUCUCUUAUUUAUUAUUGUAAUGUUUUCUUGGUUACUUUAUUAAUUAUAAAUUAUACUUCAGUUUUUUAAAGCUAGUAUUCCGUUCAUUCCCGGCAAUUCCGUAUUGAGGGUGAUGGGUUUCCAACAAAUGAACGGAAUCCGCAGUUUUUUUAAAUUUAUAUUACAACGAUCGACAUUACGCCAAAUGCGACAUAUUAUCUCAGCGUACUUUGGACUCUACUUUGUUUGAAAGCCGCCAUUUAACUAUUUUGUCAUCUACGUCGGCAAUUCUAUUUGCGAUGAAGUUACACUGGCUGAUUAGGGCAUCAUUUUCUUUUCGUAGUUUCUUUACGGUGUACUUUAUCUCAUCCAGUUUCUCCUCAUUUUUUUUCAAGUAUUGGAGAACUUCCCUUUUGAACAUACUUUACAAUUAAUGUCUUGGUGCGGGUGCUUAAUAAGUAGGGUAUUAUUUUAUUUGACACGAUCUCGAUUUAAAAAUCGGCUCAAUCCAAUGUUAAAAACCUAUAUUCAACAUUCACACACUGAUACCAAACGAUAUUGCACGAUGUACGUAUAAAGUGCCCACUUAUAUAUAAGAUAACGAACUUCAAAUAACCCACGCUAUCGUCUUCGGUAACGAACAUAAAAGAAUUGAAAAGUUCGGGGAAGUACCCAAGGCAAUCAAAAGUGCCGUUUACUACGUCAUUCUUAAUGUAAAUUUUUUUGCCGCGAAAUUUAUUGCAUUAAAACAUAAGGUGGCGGCAUUAAUAUUCGAUCGUCCUGUACAAAUAAGGCA
Messenger RNA from Cylas formicarius (sweet potato weevil), 1614 nucleotides. RefSeq lists its product as uncharacterized. The coding region runs from base 351 to 908 and encodes 185 amino acids. The record is from RefSeq and is a predicted model, not a curated record. Lineage: Eukaryota; Metazoa; Arthropoda; Insecta; Coleoptera; Brentidae. The transcript is spliced from 5 exons.